AUGGGGGACUGGGGACUCCAAAGUGUUACUGUUGCCGAUGCUGCGGACUUGGCCCGCAACAAUAUAUCCGCUUUUUGGCAAGACCGCAUCUGGAGAGUUAUAUGGCCCAGCCACGUUACUCAAGACUUUCUUAUUGCCCAGAUGGCUAAGCGUCAGUCCAACAGUCUCUUGAGGAACCGUGCGGCGACCCGACAUCAGAAAGCUGUUGACCCGGCUACCGGAGCCUUGGUCGGAUACGCCCGCUGGGUGCUUCCAAACAGCCAUCUGCAGGCGAAGAAUGGCAACGAGCCAACGUGGCCAGGAGCCUUAGUGCCCACAGUCAGCGAAGAGGAGCAACGCUAUCUCGAGCAGCUGGCCGGAUCCUCCUGGUGGCAGUUUCGGCCCGAGGUUGAGCAUAUGGACAACAGAGCUAUUGCUGUGAAGAACCGGAUCAUGUCGACGAAGCCUUAUUUGAUGCUUGAUUACCUAGCCGUCCAUCCAGACAAUCAGGGAAAGGGCAUUGCUUCCUUGUUGGUCGCCAGCGGCAUACGGGAAGCUAAAGCUAUGGGCCUUCCUAUAUUCAUUCUUGCUUUCGAAGCCGGUAUCGGUGUCUACAAGCGACUGGGAUUCCGUGAAGUUGACCGAGUGACUGAGGAUAUGGCUAACCAUGGAGGCGAAGGGGAGUAUGUGGUCUACAUGAUGGUCUACGAUGUCAAUACAAUGGGUGACAACCCACAACUGGUAGUAUCAAAGGGCAGUUCAAGAGAUGUAGUGCUAUCGCGAAUAUGGCCAAGUGCCGCUGAUAUUUGGAGACGCUACUGGGAAACAACAGAGACCACAGAUACCGAAGAAAGCCUUUAG
This is a messenger RNA of Grosmannia clavigera kw1407, 840 nucleotides long. Its product is annotated as gcn5-related n-acetyltransferase. The record is from RefSeq and is a predicted model, not a curated record. The coding region runs from base 1 to 840 and encodes 279 amino acids. Gene Ontology annotation, molecular function: acyltransferase activity, transferring groups other than amino-acyl groups. NCBI's taxonomy places the organism in Eukaryota, Fungi, Ascomycota, Sordariomycetes, Ophiostomatales, Ophiostomataceae. The transcript has 2 exons.